Molecule: messenger RNA, 2215 nt
Organism: Triticum aestivum (bread wheat)
Lineage: Eukaryota; Viridiplantae; Streptophyta; Magnoliopsida; Poales; Poaceae
Product: probable indole-3-acetic acid-amido synthetase GH3.1
Exons: 3
Coding region: 88-1932 (614 amino acids)
Cellular component (GO): cytoplasm
Molecular function (GO): acid-amino acid ligase activity
Source: RefSeq, a predicted model, not a curated record
UGAUAGUACUACGGCAUCCUGACGAACCUGGGCUCAGAAAUCCUCUUCAGCAGAGAGUCACACAAGGCCCCUUCACAGUGCGGUGCCAUGCCGGAAGCACCGAGUGCCCAGCCAGCUCCCGCCUCCGGCUACGCCCCCGGGGCGCACCGCGAGGCGCUCGACUUCAUCGAGCACGUCACGGCGAACGCCGGGAAGGUGCAGCAGCGCGUACUCGCCGAGAUCCUUGCGCAGAACGAGACGGCCGAGUACCUGCGCCGGUACGGCGUCUCCUCCAGCAGCAGCCCCCUCGAUCCCGUAGACGCCUUCCGCCGCUGCGUCCCGCUCGUGACCUACGAGGACCUCCAGCCUGACAUACUCCGCAUCGCCAACGGUGACUCCUCGCCGAUCCUCUCCGGCAAGCCCAUCUCCGAGUUCCUCACAAGCUCCGGCACUUCCGGAGGGGAAAGGAAGCUCAUGCCGACCAUCGCCGACGAGCUUGACAGGAGGUCGCUGCUGUACAGUCUACUGAUGCCGGUGAUGAGCCAGUCGCUGCCCGGGCUGGACAAAGGCAAGGCGAUGUACCUGCUCUUCGUGAAGGCCGAGUCGCGGACGCCAGGAGGGCUGGCCGCGCGGCCGGUGUUGACAAGUUACUACCGGAGCCGGCAGUUCCUCGACAGGCCGCACGACCCGUACACGGCGUACACGAGCCCCAACGAGGCCAUCUUGUGCGUGGACUCCUACCAGAGCAUGUACGCCCAGCUGCUCUGCGGCCUCGUGCACCGCACCGACGUGCUGCGCGUGGGCGCGGUGUUCGCGUCGGGCUUCCUCCGCGCAAUACGCUUCCUUGAGAAGCACUGGCCUCGCCUGUGCCACGACAUCCGCACCGGCGAGCUCGACCCGGAGAUCACCGACCGCUCGGUGCGCGACGCCGUCGGGAGGUUGCUCCACGCCAACCCAGCCCUCGCCAGCGAGAUCGAGGCCGAGUGUUCGAAGCCGUCGUGGGAGGGCAUCAUCCGACGCCUGUGGCCCCGCACCAAGUACAUCGACGUGAUCGUGACCGGCGCCAUGUCGCAGUACAUCCCGACGCUCGAGUUCUACGGCGGUGGCCUGCCGCUCAUCUGCACCAUGUACGCUUCUUCGGAGUGUUACUUCGGCCUGAACCUCAACCCCAUGUGCAAGCCCGGCGAGGUCGCGUACACCCUCAUCCCCACCAUGUGCCACUUCGAGUUCCUCCCCGUCCAUUGCAGCAACGCCAAUGCCGAGCCGAGCCACCGCGACCUCGUCGAUCUGGUCGACGUGAAGCUCGGUCACGAUUACGAACUCGUGGUAACCACCUUCUCAGGUUUGUGCCGGUAUCGUGUGGGCGACGUACUGAGGGUAGCAGGGUUCAAGAACGAGGCGCCGAUGUUCAGCUUCGUGCGACGGCGGAACGUGGCGCUGAGCAUCGACUCGGACAAGACGGACGAGACGGAGCUGCACACGGCGGUGAGCAGCGCGGUGCAGCACCUGGCGCCGUUCGGCGCAUCGCUGGUGGAGUACACCAGCUACGCCGAUACCGCCGCCAUCCCAGGCCACUACGUGCUGUUCUGGGAGCUGCGCGAGGGCAGCACGGCGGUGCCGGCGUCCGUGUUCGAGGAGUGCUGCCUGUCCGUGGAGGAGGCCCUGAACAGCGUGUACCGGCAGUGCCGCGCCUGCGACAGGUCCAUCGGCCCCCUCGAGAUCCGCGUCGUGUCCGAGGGCACCUUCGAGAAGCUCAUGGACUACGCGCUCAGCCAGGGCGCGUCCAUCAACCAGUACAAGGCGCCGCGCUGCGUGCGCCCCGGGCCGGUCGUCGAGCUCCUGGACGCGAGGGUGCAGGCCAGCUACUUCAGCCCCAAGUGCCCAAAAUGGAGCCCCGGGAACAAGCAAUGGAACACCUCCUCCAAGGAGCUGCUGAGCAUCGGAGACGCCUAGCUUGCUUGCUAGCUAGCUAGCCAGCUCAUGGGUUGGAGGAGGAUGACUAUGCAUGACGUGCAUCAUGAUCGAUGCGUUUCUGUAGGGGCUACGAUAUCUCGUACUAUUUCAACUUCUGGGGCAGUGAGGAAUAGUUAUCAAAAUUAUGACUUAGUUAGCUAGGGUUCCUACGUAUGUCUGCUAUUAUUUUUGUAAUCUUCUCUCUUUGGGCCGCAUUUUAUGUAGAACUACCUGUCAAUUACGUUUAUUAAACCACCACGUACCGCAAGCUGCAUUCCAAAUA